AUGCAGACACUCCAUUUUUCCGACAAGACACACAGCAAGGUAUUCCACAUACCCUCCCUUGGCCUCGCACUUGUGCUGCUGAUCUGCCUGGUCUCUCCUGGCAGUUCGUGCUCGGAGCAGGAGAAGAGCUCCCUUCUACAGUUCCUUGCCGGGCUCUCACAAGACGGUGGCCUCUCUGCGACAUGGCGGAAUGGCACGGAUUGCUGCAAGUGGGAAGGGAUCACCUGCAGGCAAGAUGGGACGGUCACCGCUGUCUUGCUGCGUUGGAAGGGCCUCCAGGGGUACAUCUCACAGUCCCUUGGGGUCCUCACCGGGCUGCAGUACCUUAAUCUCUCCCACAACUCGCUGUCCGGUGGACUGCCACCGGAGUUGAUGUCGUCCAGCAGCAUUACUAUCCUUGACGUCAGCUUUAACCAGCUAAAUGGAACGCUCCAGGAGCUGCCAUCUUCAACGCCUGCCCGGCCUCUACAGGUACUGAACAUCUCCAGCAACUCAUUUACAGGACAGUUUCCAUCCACCACAUGGAAAGCAAUGGUGAAUUUGAUCGCACUCAAUGCAAGUAAGAACAGCUUUACUGGGCAGAUACCAACUCAUUUAUGUAAUAGCUCGCCGUCCUUCGCUGUACUUGAACUGUCUUUCAACAAAUUCAGUGGCAGCAUCCCCCCAAGUCUUGGUAAUUGCUCCAAGCUGAGAGAGCUCGGGGCUGGAUACAACAACCUCAGUGGAGCUAUUGACGGUACACACAUAACCAACCUCGGAGAUCUUGUAACCCUUGAUCUUGGAUGGAACAGCUUCAGUGGCAAGAUUCCAGCUUCUAUAGGACAGCUCAAGAAAUUGGAGGAGCUCCAUUUGGCCUACAACAACAUGUCAGGGGAGCUGCCAUCUGCUCUGAGCAACUGCACAAAUCUCAUAACAAUUGACCUCAAGAGCAAUCACUUCAGUGGAAAACUUACCAAGGUCAAUUUCUCCAACCUGCCCAAUCUUAGAAUUUUAGACCUCUGGUUAAACAACUUCACCGGUGAAGUUCCAGAAAGCAUAUACUCGUGCAGUAAUCUGAUUGCACUGCGGCUAUCUAGCAACAACUUACAUGGGCAGCUCUCAUCGAGAAUAGGUAAUCUGAAGUACCUCUCCUUCUUGUCACUCGGUUGCAAUUUUUCUGGGAGAAUACCUGUAUGGAUAUCAAGGGCUACAAACUUGCAGAUGUUAGUUUUAUGUGACAAUCGACUCACUGGACCAAUACCAGGCUGGAUCACCUCUCUAAGCAAUCUCUUCUAUAUGGAUGUGUCAAGCAACAAUCUUACAGGAGAAAUCCCAUCAACCUUGAUGGAGAUGCCAAUGCUAAAAUCAACUGACAACGCAACUCAUUUGGACUCAACAGUCUUUGAGCUGCCUGUUUAUAAUGGUCCAGCACUUCAAUACCGUGUGUUUACAUCUUUCCCAGCAGUGUUGAAUCUAAGCAAUAACAGUUUCACAGGUGUAAUUCCUGCACAGAUUGGUCAGCUGAAGGUGCUUGCUGUACUUGACUUCAGCUUCAACAAGUUAUCUGGACAGAUCCCACAAUCGGUCUGCGACCUCACAAACUUGCAGGUGCUAGACUUGUCCAGCAACAAUCUCACAGGUACUAUCCCAGCUGCGCUGAACAGACUGCACUACCUUUCAGCAUUCAAUAUUUCAAACAAUGAUCUAGAAGGGCCUAUUCCACCUGGAGGCCAGUUUGAUACAUUUCAGAAUUCUAGUUUCAAUGAGAAUCCAAAGCUGUGCGGCUCUAUGCUCACUCAUAAAUGUGAUUCAGCUUCGAUACCUCCAUUAUCCACAAAAACACGACAUAAGAAGGGUCUUUUUGUAAUUGCCUUUGUUCCAGCUGCAGUACCAACACCGCCCCCAACGGUUGUUUCGACAACUCAAGCACCAGCAGUGGCCCCAACAGUUAACAAUGCUCCCCAAGACCAAGCAGCAGCACCCCCAAUUGAUCAUAUGGCGGCAGCACCACGAGAUUUAAAGAAUGUAGAAGAUAAUCCUAUUGACUCCAAUCCGUUUUCAGGAUCUGAGCCUGCUGACCUUGAUGUCUUGCUGGCUUCUAGAAGUCUUCAGGGGCACAUCACACCUUCUCUUGGGAACCUCACUGGAUUGCUGCGCCUCGACCUGUCAAACAAUCUGCUAUCCGGUGGUCUACCGCAGGAACUGGUAUCCUCCAGCAGCAUCCUCAUCGUAGAUGUCAGCUUUAACCGUCUUGGAGGAGAGCUGCAUGAGUUGUCGUCUACCCAUGCCCGGCCACUGAAGGUACUGAACAUCUCGAGCAAUUUGUUUACAGGACAGUUUCCGUCCUCCACAUGGCAGGGGAUGAAAAAUCUGGUUGCACUCAAUGCCAGCAACAACAGCUUUACUGGGCAGCUACCAACUCAUUUCUGUGCCAGCUCGCCAUCCUUGGCAGUGCUCGAACUCUGCUACAACCAAUUCAGAGGGAGCAUUCCCCCACAACUUGGUAGCUGCUCCAUGCUCAGAGUGCUCAAGGUUGGCCACAACCACCUCAGUGGGAGUCUCCCGGACGAACUCUUCAAUGCUACCUUGUUAGAAUACGUCUCCUUCCCCGGGAACAGUUUACAAGGAACACUUGAAGGCUUGCAUUUUGGUAAACUCAGUAAUCUGGGUACUUUUGAUCUUGGAGAGAACAACAUCAGUGGCAAGAUUCCGGAGUCUAUAGGUCAUCUCAGGAGAUUGGAGGAACUCCAUUUAAACAACAACCACAUGUAUGGGGAGCUGCCAUCGAGUCUGACCAACUGCACAAAUCUCAUAACCAUUGACUUCAAGAGCAACAAUUUCAGCGGGAAACUCGCCAAGGUCAAUUUCUCCAACCUAUCCAAUCUAAAAACUAUAGAUCUUAUGUACAACAGCUUCAGUGGCGAAAUUCCAGAAAGCAUCUACUCAUGCAGCAACCUAAUUGCACUGCGUCUGUCUUCCAAUAAGUUCAAUGGCCAGCUGUCAGAAAAAAUAGGCAAUCUAAAGUCCCUCUCAUUCCUAUCACUUGCUAACAACACUCUUACAAAUAUCACAAGUGCACUUCAUAUCCUUAAGAGAUGUAGAAAACUUACAACCCUGCUUAUUGCGUUCAACUUCAGGGGAGAAAUCAUGCCAGAGGAUGACAUGAUUGAUGGUUUUGAAAAUCUUCAGUUUUUUAGUGUCGAUGGAUGCGGAUUGUUUGGACAAAUACCUCAAUGGAUAUCGAAGCUAGCAAAUUUAAAAAUAUUAAUCUUGUCUAACAAUCAACUCACUGGAUCAAUACCAGCCUGGAUCAAAACCCUAAGCAACCUGUUCUAUCUGGGCAUAUCAAACAACAGCCUCACAGGGGGGAUUCCAACAGCCCUUAUGGAUAUGCCAAUGCUAAAUUCAGAUAAGAGUGAAGCCCAUUUAGACCCAAGGGCAUUUGAGCUACCUGUUUAUUAUGGUCCAUCACUACAAUACCGUGUACCUAUUGCUUUGCGUAAUGUGCUAGAUCUAAGCAACAACAAAUUCACUGGUCAAAUCCCCCUCGAGAUUGGUCAGUUGAAAGCCCUCCUUUCACUCGAUUUCAGCUUUAACCACUUGACAGGACAAAUCCCACAAUCAAUAUGCAACCUCACAAACCUGCAGCUGUUAGACUUGUCAAGCAAUAAUCUAACAGGUGGAAUUCCAGAUGCAUUGAAUAGACUGAACUUCCUUUCAGCAUUCAACAUUUCAAACAAUGGCCUAGAAGGGCCAAUUCCAUCUGGAGGCCAGUUUAAUACAUUUCAGAAUUCUAGUUUCCUUGGGAAUCCAAAGCUGUGUGGUCCUAUUCUCACUCAUGAAUGUGGUUCAGAUUCAAUACCUCCAUCCUCCAGAAAAAAACGAGAUAAGAAGGCUGUUUUUGCAAUUGCAUUUGGCGUGUUCUUCGGAGGCAUUGCUAUUCUUUUGUUGUUGGCACGUCUCCUUGUCACAAUCAGGAAGAAGGAGCAAACAUUAGUCGUCAUGUGGAUGCCCCAAGGCAAGGGAGAAGAAAGCAAGCUCAAAUUCACUGACAUUUUGAAAGCUACAAACAAUUUUGACAAGGAGAACAUCAUUGGUUGUGGAGGUUAUGGAUUAGUAUACAAGGCAGAGCUACCUGAUGGCUCCAAGCUGGCAAUCAAAAAGCUCAACAGUGAAAUGUGUCUUAUGGAAAGAGAGUUCAGUGCAGAGGUUGAUGCUCUUUCCAAUGCACAACAUGAAAAUAUUGUGCCGCUGUGGGGUUACUGCAUCCAGGGAAACUCAAAGCUCCUCAUAUAUUCCUACAUGGAAAACGGCAGCCUGGAUGAUUGGCUUCAUAACAGGGAUGACGAAGCUAGCUCAUGGCUUGACUGGCCAACUCGGCUGAAGAUCGCGCAAGGAGCAAGCCUUGGCCUUUCCCAUAUCCAUGAUGUCUGCAAGCCUCAGAUUGUCCACCGUGACAUCAAAUGCAGUAAUAUCUUACUGGACAAAGAAUUUAAAGCUUAUGUUGCAGAUUUUGGGCUAGCCAGAUUGAUCCUUCCCAACCAAACUCAUGUUACGACUGAGCUGGUCGGUACUAUGGGUUACAUUCCCCCUGAGUAUGGGCAAGCAUGGGUUGCUACGUUGAGAGGUGAUAGGUACAGUUUUGGAGUAGUCAUGCUUGAGCUGCUCACUGGAAUACGACCUGUCUCAAUCCUAUCAACGUCAAAAGAACUUGUCCCAUGGGUGCUGGAGAUGAGGUCUGAGGGGAAGCAGGUUGAGGUCCUGGAUCCAACACUUCGAGGCACAGGAUGUGAAGAUCAAAUGUUAAAGGUGCUUGAAGCUGCUUCCAAAUGUGUCGACCACAAUCAAUUCAUGAGGCCAACCAUCAUGGAAGUUGUCUCCUGCCUGGCCAGUAUAGAUGCUGACCCGCAGAUGCGAAAAUCAGCCAAGAUACAAUGA
Molecule: messenger RNA, 4917 nt
Organism: Triticum turgidum subsp. durum (durum wheat)
Lineage: Eukaryota; Viridiplantae; Streptophyta; Magnoliopsida; Poales; Poaceae
Source: the annotation of a GenBank genome assembly